AUGUUAGCAAGACAACUAUUAAGGUCUAAGUUAAUUAGUCCUAGUACAUUAGCUACUAGUAGAUUAGUUACUAGAUCAUUCACUAAUGGUUUAAUAAGAUUAAAUGAAAAGAAAGAUAAAAUUCUUACUGAUGACAUUUUAGCCAAAGCGGGAUUCGAAGAAGAUAUUAAUGAAAAAAAAUCUGAAACUGAAACUGAAGAAUCAAAUGGAGGUGAAAAAAGAAGUAGAAGAAGAAGAAACCAAACUUCUAAAGAUAAGCAAAGAGAAAAAGCUGCCAACUGGUUUUAUAUUUCCACUUUAGUAGGUACUGUUUCAGGAUUAGGUUAUUUAAGUAGAGAUUGGGAUAAUGAAGAAGAACAAAAACAAUUAGAAGCUUCUAAUAUCGAUAAUGGUUACACUCCAACCUUAAUGUAUGAAAGAAUGAGUAGAAGAUUAUCAUCAUUAUUCACAUUUUUCAGUGAACCAGUGUUUGAAAAUUUAUUACCACCACCACCUCCAGAAGCUUAUAGAAGACCAUUAACUUUAGUCUUAACUUUAGACGAUUUAUUAAUUCAUUCCGAUUGGGAUACUAAGAAUGGUUGGAGAACCGGUAAAAGACCAGGUUUGGAUUAUUUCUUAGGAUAUUUAUCCCAAUAUUAUGAAAUUGUCAUCUUUGGAUCAAAUUCUCAAGUGUUCAGUGAAAGAGCUGCAAAUAAAUUAGAUCCUUUACAUGCUUACGUUUCUUAUGCUCUUUUCAAAGAGGCUUGUAGAUAUAAAGAUGGUAAGUUAAUCAAAGAUUUAUCAUUAUUGAAUAGAGAUUUAUCCAAGACUGUUAUUAUUGAUGUUAAUGAAGAUAGUUAUUCUUUACAACCAGAAAAUGCUAUUCCUAUGAAAGCUUGGGAUGGUAAACCAGAUGAUAAAUUAAUUCAAUUAAUUCCAUUCUUAGAAUUCUUAGCUAGUCAAAACUUUGAUGAUGUUAGACCAGUUUUAAAUUCAUUUUCUAAUAAAGAAAACUUAGUUGAAGAAUUCCAAGAAAGGGAAAAGAAAUUGAGAGCUGAAUGGGAAUCAAGAAACAAACAUUUAUUAAAUCAAAAAUAUAAUGCUGGUAAUUUCUUAGCUUCAUUAUUAGGAUUACCAUCAUCAUCUUUCAAUAAAGAACCAAAAAUGCCAUUAGACAUUGUUAGAGAACAUGGUCAAUUACAAUAUCAACAUUUCCAAAAAUACUUGAAAGAAAAUGCUCCUAAGAUGUUAGAAGAAGAACAAAAAUUAAAAGAUGAAUUUGGUAAAAUCACUUUAAAUAAAAUGAUAACUGAAGGACCUCCAAGUGCUGAAGAAAUCGCUAGAAUCCAAAGUGAAAGAGCUGCUAAUGGUAAUUAG
Yamadazyma jaroonii is the source of this 1356-nucleotide messenger RNA. NCBI's taxonomy places the organism in Eukaryota, Fungi, Ascomycota, Pichiomycetes, Serinales, Debaryomycetaceae. The record is from the annotation of a GenBank genome assembly.